Messenger RNA from Saccoglossus kowalevskii, 1106 nucleotides. RefSeq lists its product as uncharacterized. Gene Ontology annotation, molecular function: peptide-O-fucosyltransferase activity. NCBI's taxonomy places the organism in Eukaryota, Metazoa, Hemichordata, Enteropneusta, Harrimaniidae. The record is from RefSeq and is a predicted model, not a curated record. Gene Ontology annotation, biological process: protein O-linked glycosylation via fucose.
AGAGAAUUUAUGAAGGACUGCGAUAACACAAUUUCUGUGGCAUUACAAGCUCCUCAGAUUGGAGGGAGACCUGCAGACGAAUAUAAUACUUUGUUCCACAAAGAAAAGGAAACAUUAGACAGUAUAUUUGGCAUUACUAUGCCUGGUCCUGAAACUAUACCUAAAAGUAAAGAACAUACUUUACAAAUGAUUGCAGACAGUGAGAACGUUCCUUGUGUAGGUUUGUAUUUUCCUUUGGACUUCGCCAGUCUAAUCAAUUCAGAUGUUCUCUUGUUAGAAGUGGAGAAGGGUCUCGCACGACCACCUCCGAUGAAAGAAAUGGCAGAUGUGGUAAUGGGAAACAUUUGUGAAAGCGGGCCCUUUGCUACCGUUCAUUGGAGAAAUAAGUCCGGAGAAAUUUGUACGGCGGGUGCAAGAUCUGGAUCCAUCGAUCCAGCUACGUGUACAAAGAAGAUAAAUUACCUCGCAAAAGCAGCAAACUUGUUGCCUGAAGCAAUAAUGCACGCAGUGAACGAGUACAAUAUACAGUGUUUAUAUAUUGCACAUCCACCAUAUGCCAGGAAAAUAGACGAAUUACUAAAAGGUAAACUACCUCGAGUGUUCUCACGAUCAGACAUCCUGGCAAAUGUCGACUUGGCCAACGGACCUUUCUCUCAAAUAAAGGAUGAGUAUUAUAUGUCACUCUUGGAACAAGAGAUGUGUGCCCGUUCUGACGUCUUUCUAUCCUGCCGUAAGUCCGCUUGGUCACGUGUAGUGAGAAAUGAACGUGAGGCUCAUGGACGGAUAUCGAUAUUCUUGGCUGAUUUGCCAGGAAUACCACCUGAGUUUACUAAUCUAAUCUGAACAAUCGAAGCAAGAUGACAGUAGAAAACACCAUCACAAAUAGUAGCCAACGAAUCAUAGCUCAUUCCUGAUUUCAGGUGUCAGAUAAAUAGGUUACUGUAUCCACAGUACGAACAUAAUGAUUAAUGCAUCGUACAUCUAUUUAAUAAAUACCACUUUACCAUGAUUCAACGAUUUACACUAGCCAUUUAUUAUAAUAUGCAGUAUUGUAGCCGAUAACAGUUUCCGAUAAUAUCGUCUACAUAGCUGUUCUUACCUACGCC